Oryza sativa Japonica Group (Japanese rice) is the source of this 1620-nucleotide messenger RNA. NCBI's taxonomy places the organism in Eukaryota, Viridiplantae, Streptophyta, Magnoliopsida, Poales, Poaceae. The record is from RefSeq and is a predicted model, not a curated record.
AGCCUUCAGUGGCAUAUAUAAAAACUGGAUUACUACUGUACUACUCUCAGUCUCUCGGCUUCUAGACUAGGGAAGCUCACCAACCCAAGAACAAGAAGUGAUCGGAGAUGGCUCCCAAGAAGGUGCUCCUGCUCUGCGGAGACUACAUGGAGGACUACGAGGCCAUGGUUCCGUUCCAAGCGCUGCAAGCGUACGGGGUGUCCGUGGAUGCUGCCUGCCCCGGCAAGAAGGCCGGCGACUCGUGCCGCACCGCCGUCCAUCAGGGGAUUGGCCACCAGAAGGGGGAAAGAAAAGGAGAGUACACACAGUCACACAACGGGACAGGGAAAACAUAUGUGCAACUAGGUUUAUUUUUGAGAGCUCAUAAUGAAAUGACAGAUUUCUUGACAUAUGCUGAGUCAAGGGGCCACAAUUUCGCACUUAAUGCUUCGUUUGAUGAGGUUAAUAUCAAUGAAUAUGAUGGCUUGGUAAUUCCUGGAGGCCGUGCACCAGAGUAUCUCGCCAUGGAUGAAAAGGUUCUUGAUUUAGUAAGGAAAUUCUCUGAUGCGAAGAAACCUAUUGCAUCAGUUUGCCAUGGACAGUUGAUUUUGGCAGCAGCUGGAGUAGUCCAGAACCGUAAAUGCACCGCAUAUCCUGCUGUUAAACCAGUUUUGGUUGCUGCUGGUGCUAAGUGGGAAGAAGCUGAUACUAUGGACAAAUGCACAGUUGAUGGAAAUCUUGUCACUGCAGUGGCUUACGAUGCACAUCCUGAAUUCAUCAGCCUUUUUGUGAAAGCGCUUGGAGGCUCUGUAACUGGCUCAAACAAACGGAUAUUGUUCCUUUGUGGGGAUUACAUGGAAGAUUAUGAGGUUAUGGUACCAUUUCAGUCUCUUCAAGCCCUUGGUUGCCAUGUUGAUGCAGUUUGCCCUGACAAGGGUGCUGGGGAGAAAUGCCCAACUGCCAUACAUGACUUUGAAGGUGACCAAACAUACAGCGAGAAGCCUGGUCACGAUUUUGCUUUGACAGCAUCAUUUGACAAUGUGGAUGCAUCAAGCUAUGAUGCACUUGUAAUUCCUGGUGGACGGGCUCCUGAGUACCUUGCACUGAACGAUAAAGUCAUUAGCCUUGUGAAGGGCUUCAUGGAUAAAGCAAAGCCAGUCGCCUCAAUUUGCCAUGGCCAACAGAUUUUAUCUGCUGCUGGAGUCCUUCAGGGAAGGAAAUGCACGGCGUAUCCUGCGGUGAAGCUGAACGUGGUGCUUGGCGGGGCGACAUGGCUGGAGCCCAAUCCCAUUGACCGCUGCUUCACCGACGGCAACCUUGUGACCGGCGCGGCAUGGCCUGGCCACCCGGAGUUCAUCUCCCAGCUCAUGGCAUUGCUUGGCAUCAAGGUCUCCUUCUGAAGCAACGAGAGGUCAGGUCCCAGCGUUUUUGCACGCGAUAUAGCAAGACACAGCUUUGGGCUUUCGUCUAAGAUAUAUACAGUCUUACCGAUACUGUACCAGUCUGCUGUCGUUUUUUGUGCUUGAAAUAAUAAGAUAAUUACUAAAAGGGUUUGCGUGUUUAUAGUAUUAUGUCUGUACGAGCAGAAGGAGCUGCACCUGGGGAUUGCCUGUGUAUGAUAUGAACUGCAGUUGAAUUUCA